Molecule: messenger RNA, 390 nt
Organism: Ogataea philodendri
Lineage: Eukaryota; Fungi; Ascomycota; Pichiomycetes; Pichiales; Pichiaceae
Exons: 1
Coding region: 1-390 (129 amino acids)
Source: RefSeq, a predicted model, not a curated record
AUGAACAAAGAGUCGGACGGUUUGGCAACGGCUGCAACCAACGUUCCCUCAGAUCGACUUCUUGCCACCAUGCUCUCGAAACGUGCAACCUCCGACUCCAAUGGCGGAACCAGUCCAAUCUUCCAUCUUCUGACAAGAUCUCCGUCAAAUAGUGCUCCCAGCUCGCCCUGGUUUACAGUGGAGUAUCUGUACGGAGAGCCGCCCGACUUGCGCUGGUCACUCAACAGCUUGUUGAACAUCAACAAUGGACCCUCGUUUAUGGACCCCAUGCCUUGGAUCUGCGGGACCUGCGACAUUUCGCCCAGCUUUCUGCGGUCCCAAAUGGCCAACGAGCCGUCCUCGCUGGCAGAAGCGAAAAAGUGGGGGUUGAAUGGAUCAACGUUCACAUGA